Molecule: messenger RNA, 3430 nt
Organism: Argiope bruennichi
Lineage: Eukaryota; Metazoa; Arthropoda; Arachnida; Araneae; Araneidae
Product: CD9 antigen-like
Exons: 7
Coding region: 141-923 (260 amino acids)
Cellular component (GO): membrane
Source: RefSeq, a predicted model, not a curated record
UUUACGCCGCGAAGACGUUUGAAAAGCGAGCGGGCAGUAGCAUUUCCGAGUUUUCCGCUCGCGUCUCAGUUUAUUUUGUUUGUGUGUAACGAUCCCUAAAAAAGAAAAGCGCAGACAAAAAAAAUUUCUUAUUUUCCAAAAUGGGCCUCACCGGAUGUUAUGCUUGUAUGAAAUAUUUAGUCGUGAUUUUCAACCUUAUAUUCUGGUUAACUGGAAUCGGUGUUCUCGCCGUCUCCAUCUGGCUUUAUUUCGACAGUUCCGUGUACUUGGGUAACACUGAUGACAGCUACAUGUACUUUGUGGCUAUCUUCGUCCUUAUGGCAGCUGGAGCAAUCAUGUUUCUUAUAGGGCUACUAGGAUGUUGUGGAGCCUUACAAGAAAGUCCAUGCAUGCUUGGAACGUUUUUCAUCUUUUUAUUAAUGAUAUUCGCUGCUGAAAUCACAGGUGGAGUGUGGGCUUGGAUGUAUAAAGAUGAGGUCAACAAAAUAAUUGAAUUGCAAGUUACCAAAAUGGUGAAAGACGAAUAUGGUGCUUCUAAAUCUGUGGAAAAUACGAUCGACGCUGUUCAACAUGAUCUCCAUUGCUGUGGUGCUAUGACGCCAAGUGAUUGGGCUCAUUCAAGACUCAAUAGUAAGGAUAAAAGUGCAGUUGAAGUUGGAAUAUCGAAGACGUCAGGCUUCUAUAUUUUGCCUGCCACUUGUUGCAAAACCAAAAACCCAGACAUUUGCGAUCUGCAUCGGAAAGUCAAGUUUGCCGGACAGGUGUUCGAUGGAAUUUACACUGAGGGAUGCAUACCACGGUUACAACGGUAUUUUGAAGAUAACAUGAUCAUUAUGGUUGGAAUAGGAAUCGGAGUUGGUAUCAUUCAACUUUUGGGCCUGAUCUUUUCAAUGGCUUUAUGCUGUGCUAUUCGAAGUGAAUGACGUGGAAGUAACUAAACAACAUUACAGAUCUUUUAUCUCAGAAAGUUGCCAUAGCUCAGAAAUCUGCAUCAUCUUCACAGUGUACAAAGUGGACCAAUCACCAUUGCACUUUGUAACUAAUACCAUGUGGAAUAGAGAUUAUUUGAACUGGUUUACAGUUCUGUGUCACUUCAAGUCAUUCAUCCAUCCAGUUACUUUUGACUUUGGAAAUUUUUUCAUGACAUUUGAUUUAGUUUUGUAUCGUUUUAUUGACCUCAACAUAGAGUUUUCUUAUUUAAAAAAAAGAUUGUUUAUGAUUAGACUUUUAAAUUUAUGGAACUUUUUAAAAUAAAAUUGUUAAGAAGUUGAUGUGAAUUGAAAAAAAAAAAAAAAUCACCUGCUGUAUUACGAGAGUUUUAUUUUAAUUGAAACUAAUAUUUAAUUUAAUUGAAAUAAAUUUUCAUUAAAUUUUCUUUUUCUGAUAAGCAUUUUGAUUUAUGUUAAUAUAUGCGUAAACAAAAUAAAUUAUACAUUCCUAUUUGUAUUAAAAUUAAAAAAAAAAAUGUUACUGAUAAUAAUAAACUGCUUGUUUAUUUGAGUUCCCAGUGUUGUUGAAAAUAAUGCACUAUUUGUUUAUUUGAUCUUCCAGUGUUGGUGAAAAAUGUCUUAAUAGUUUAUGCAUUAAUGUAUUAAUAGUUUAUUUGCAUGCAAUAAUAGUUUAUUUGAACUACUACUGCAGUUUAAAAUUGUAUUUUUUCAUUUUAACCGUAUUUAAACUGUAACUAUGUUUGUAAACUGUAACAGUAUUUAAACCGUAACAUUUUUUGCAUUAACCUCUAUUUAGGAUUUGAACUCAAAUCUUUGCCUUGUUGAAAUUUUGUCUUUCUUAUAAGGGUAAAACACGUCGGAAUAUAUAUUAGAAUCCUUGAAUUCACACAGAUGAUGAUAAUUUAAUUCUGAUUUUUGUUUGUAUUUGAUGAUGAAUAUUUUUUAAAUUUAAAUAAAACUAUCCCCCGCCCUUUUUUUUAAUACGCUGUUAUUAAAAUUAACAAAAGCAAAUCAUAUAAAUUGAACGUUGUUAAUGAUGCUUUUUAAAUGAAAGUUUUACGUAUGUAUGUCGUGCCAAAUCAAACAAAAAGUAUUUUCAAUCAUUAUAAAUUGUUAAAAUAUUUAUUAAUAUCUCUAAUUAUGAAGUUAUAUUUGAAUAUGUAAUAUGAAAUAUUUAAGAAGAAAAAAAAGGGAAAAAAAGAUAUCGGUGAAUUUUAAUAUUUAAUUGAAAUCACAAUUAUUUAUUCCUAUUAUUUAGGCAAAAUCCAAUAUCUGUAAAAUUGUGAAAGAAAUCCUAAUUAUAAUAAUUAUUGAUGUAUAAUAACAUUUCCAUUUUUUUUUAAUGUUAAAAUGUCUUUAAAGAAAUAAAAUUUGCUGAACUGCAUUUUAAUAAUGAAACUAUGUUUUGCACUAUGUUUCCAUAAACUAUGUUUUUUUUUCUUUUUUAAUUGUAUAAUUAGUUUUUCAAUUGUCUUUCUUAUAUAAUUUAUGUACAAAUCAUGUAUAUAUUUUUUCCAAAUAUAUCUGUGCUCAUAUUCUGUAUUCCUUCCAAUGCUGACGAAUCAAUUUUUCAGAAAUAAUUUUUUUUAAUAGCAGGAUAUUUCAUUAAAAUUUGAAGAAGAUUAAAAAUGUCAUUUUUUCAACUUAAAGAAAAUUAAAUCAUAUUUUCCAUAAACUAUGAUAAAAAUGAUACAUAUAGAUCAUCAAUAAUGGAAUAAAUUAUUAAAUUCCUUUUAAAUCAUUUAAUAUGUAUUUGUUUAUGCUUUUAAAGUUGAAAUGAAUGAAUAGAUUUUAAAGAAAAAUUCAUUUUGAAAAAGUGAAGGAAAAAUUCUGUUGUCUUAUCAUAAUGACAUAAAAUAAUUUUGAUUCUUUUAUUAUUUUAUGACCAAUUAAAUAAUUAUGUCUUAAUAUUUUAAAUAAUUAGUAUGAAAAUGAUUUUGUGGAAUAAUAAGUAAUAGAAAAAUUAAUUAAAAAAUUGCAGACUGGUAUAAAAUUAAUUUUUCUUUCAGACUGAGUUUUAGAAAUUAAAUAUAAUAAUAGUUUUAGAUAAUCUUUGCUGUAUAUAUAUUACUUGCAUUCAUUUUUCUCAUCAUUUUUUAAUAAAAAUUAGAUGAAGUUAAAGAUUGAAUAUACAUAUAAAAAUUCUUCUAGAAAGUGACAUAUUCCUUUAAUAUAACUUUUAAAGAGAGAUCCAGCAAAUUUUUCAUUCGUGUAGUUAGACUUCGCUGAAUGAAAAGUAAUAUCGUCUUUCAAAAAUCAUUUAAAUAUUGAUGAGAAUCUUAAAUGUAAUUAAUAAUUUCGUUUCCCCCCUUUAAUUAAUUUAGUGAUACUUAGACGACUUUGGGAAUUGUUGCAUUUUUGUGCCUUUUACUAUAUGCUGCUUCAUCAUUGCCACACAAUAUAAUGAAAACUGAAGCAUAAAAGUCUGUAAAUAUGAUGUAUUUAUGCAUGUGUAAAUAAAAUUAACAUUUAUGCCUUUA